Molecule: messenger RNA, 1711 nt
Organism: Sphaeramia orbicularis (orbiculate cardinalfish)
Lineage: Eukaryota; Metazoa; Chordata; Actinopteri; Kurtiformes; Apogonidae
Product: zona pellucida sperm-binding protein 4-like
Exons: 8
Coding region: 1-1326 (441 amino acids)
Biological process (GO): binding of sperm to zona pellucida; prevention of polyspermy
Cellular component (GO): egg coat
Molecular function (GO): acrosin binding; structural constituent of egg coat
Source: RefSeq, a predicted model, not a curated record
AUGGCCAAGUGCUGCAGUGCCUCUGUGCUGACAGUAGUGCUGCUGGGAUGCUUAGUUGGAAUACAGAUAGAAGCCCAACGCGUGCACCAGUCAAACAUUCAAGGGUCCCUGCAAACACCGGGACAACCCAACAAGCAAGUUAAUGUUCAUGAGCCGGUGGUGAAGAAGACUCCUCAAACACAGCAGUCUUCUUCAGUACAAAAGCAAGGAUGGAACCAGAACCCACAGACUGUUGUCAACACGUGUGAUUUGAGAGACAAUGUAAGAGUGGUCUGUGGACAUCCGCACAUCUCUGCCCAGGAAUGUGAAGCCCUUAACUGCUGCUUUGAUGGACACCGAUGCUACUAUGGGAAAGCAGUGACUCUCCAUUGCACCAAGAGUGGCGAGUUCAUCAUAGUAGUUGCCAAGGACGUUACUGUACCCCUCCUUGAUCUGGAGACAAUCUCACUGCUGGGACAAGGUCAAGGAUGUUCCCACAUAGACUCUAACUCAAACUUUGCCAUCUAUCAGUUUCCUGUUACCUCCUGUGGCACUGUUGUUAUGGAAGACAGUGGUAGUGGUAGUUUAAUCUAUGAGAACAAGAUGAUUUCUUCAUAUGAAGUGGGAAUUAGCCGACUUGGUGCUAUUACCAGAGACAGCCAGUUUGAAUUGGUCGUCCAGUGUAGGUACCACCCGUUCCUCACCAGUACUUCUGUUCAAGCUCUGAUCUUUGACGAAGUACGUGAAAGUAUACAUUGGCACGUUAAUGGUACAGGAUCGGUUUCUGUGGAGCUGAUGUUGGCUAAUGGAGAGUGCACUGCAAAAGGCUGCAAUGACUUUGAGGAGGCCUACACCUCUUUCUAUACUGAAUACCCUGUGACAAAAGCAUUGAGAGAGCCUGUGUUUGUGGCUGUUCGGCUAUUGGGGAUGCAUCCUACUGUACACCUGACACUGGGUCGAUGCUGGGCUACAUAUGGUUCCAGCCCUCACAGUCUGCCACAGUGGGACAUCCUGAUAAAUGGGUGUCCAUAUCAGGAUGAUAGAUACUUAUCCAAACUGAUUCGAAUUGAUUCCAACUCUGGUCUGAAUUUUCCAAAUCACCACAAGCGUUUCAUGUUCCAAAUGUUCAGCUUCGUAAACCCACAAACACUCAGUCACAUGAGUGAACAGAUGUACCUUCACUGUAGCACAUAUUUGUGUUUUCCGGCACAAGGCUACUCCUGUGAGCCAUCCUGCCCCGGAAAUAGUUAUCGAAACAGGAGAAAUGUUGAUGCUGUGGCCCAGGAAAACACUAUUAGCAGGGUGGCUACUGUUGGACCUCUGAUCUUCCGCAAUGAUGAACAAUAAAACCAGUUGAAAGUCCAGUUCAACACCCUGGGAUGAAAUAGUUGAAGAUAUGGUACUUUAAAAUACAAUAUUAUCAGUUGUAGAUAUUCUAUGAAGUAAUUGUACAUGUGUAAUUAAAAGUGGCUCCUCCAAUAAUGGAACAUCUCCUUAUCCCUUUUCUUAGUCUAAUUUUUAUUCAAGAAAUUUGGCAUGAUGUUGUUAAAAAGUUCAUGAUUAAAAAGUAGUCUGACUCACUAGUUUAUGAAGUUUAGUUGACAGUGUAUCAGGAAAGUGUUGGUACAACUGAUUUUAUGUAAAGCUGCUUUUAAGCGUUGUAAAAGAGGCCAUAGAGUACAACUCUAAUGUAGUUCAAGUUCAAGAUUUAAUAAUAUUCAACAUUUUCAGU